Pogona vitticeps (central bearded dragon) is the source of this 6602-nucleotide messenger RNA. Lineage: Eukaryota; Metazoa; Chordata; Lepidosauria; Squamata; Agamidae. The record is from RefSeq and is a predicted model, not a curated record.
GAAGCAAAAGGUGGCAAAACGGUCUUUGAAAAGAUGUCAUCAGAGAAAGCUUCGAACAACAGCACUGAAGCUUCCGCUGGUCAUCAGAAAUCUGCAACUGGACUUUCAGGAGUGACAGACCAGAGUGAUAAGGUGCCCCUGGAAUUCCAGGAGGUUAUCUCUCUGAAGGAAAGGAUGGCUUUGUAUCAGGCAGCUGUGUCCAAAGUAGAGAUCAGCAACUCCUCUGCUAAUGCUCUUGAGGAAUCAGAGGCUUGCACGAUACCUGGAGGCUUGGCAAGUGUGAAGAACCAAUUUGAGAAAGCAGAAACAAGCUCAUCACAGAAUUCUCAAUACCAGUGUCAGCACAAAUCUGUUCAGAAGGUGACAAGUCGAAGUCAAGCCAAGGUGUCAAGCAGUAGCACAGAGACCAGAGUAAAUGAAAUGACUUCAAAAGCAACUCAGUUGGAAGCCUUUCAGUCAGAACAGGUUUCUCAUCACGAGCAAGUGUCUGUUAAGGCUAAGAAAACGUCUAGUGUCACACAAAAUGCUGAUGAAAAAAUGGUCAAUGCAAGUAUGAAUGAUGAGACACCAAAGAUUUCUGCCCAGUCUUUAAAGCAGCAUUUUGAAAAAACAGCCCAGGGAAAGAUCUUUCAUUCUGGCCGUGAGAGUGGAAUGCCUGUAAAGCCGAUCAAGAUUGGAAAUGAGUGUCAAGAAAUGGCCUGGCCUGCUAGAGCCGUCUCCUCUUCUGCUGAAGCAGCUUCUACAAGUAGACGGCAGGAAAGGCAUACGGCAAGGAAAACAGAGCAUGUCUCUGCUGCCUCAGCUGCUGCCUCCUUCUCUUCUUCUAACUAUGAGAGUACUGAGGAAUUCCCUCCUCCACCAUCUCCAGAUUUACUACAAGUGCCAUCUGAAAUGACAAAAUUUUCCCAGUCCCCUGAACCCUCUCCCUCUCCACCCAAGCAACCAGUUCCUAAAGAUUUAUACUCUAAGCAAAGAAAUCUGUAUGAAUUGAAGCGUUUGUACAAGCAUAUUCAUCCAGAAUUGAGAAAGAAUUUGGAAAAAGAUUACUUCAAUGAUGUUUCAGAGAUAGUUUCUAGUAGCAGCACCGAAAUAGCUAGCUCAGUAGGAGGAGAUGUGCGCCAGGUUCGGUAUGUCUUUGAAAACACAGAAAGCAGCCCUCAGAAGUGCUUGAGCCCAGAAAGGGAAUAUUUGGAAUGGGAUGAAAUCCUAAAGGGUGAGGUCCAGUCAAUGAGGUGGAUCUUUGAGAAUCAGCCCUUGGAUUCAAUCAAAGAUGAAUCCCCAGACCCAGAUAAUGUUAAGAGCAUUGCAGAUCAAGAAAUAAUUGCAGGGGGAGAUGUUAAAUAUACUACCUGGAUGUUUGAAACUCAACCCAUCGAUGCACUGGGUGCACAUUCUUCAGAUAGUGCAGAAAGUGCAGACAAAAUUCCCGAACUGGCUCGGGGAGAUGUCCGCACAGCUGCUUGGAUGUUUGAGACUCAGCCAUUGGACUCAAUGAACAAAAUUCACCACGAGAAAGACCAAGAAUCUGAGGAAAUCUCCAGUGAGGAAAUCACUGGUGGGGAUGUCAAAACAGUGAGAUACAUGUUUGAAACGCAGCAUUUGGAUAGCCUUGGGCAACUUUAUUCAGUGGACGAAGCUACAUUGCUGCAGCUCAGGUCUGAACUGAAAGAGAUUAAAGGGGAUGUGAAAAGAAGCAUAAGGCAUUUUGAGACUCUACCAAUGUAUGUCAUUAGGAACAAUAUGGGCCAAAUGCUAGAGAUUAAAACUGUCCACAGGGAAGAUCUUGAGAAAGGAGAUGUUAGGACAGUACGCUGGAUGUUUGAGACGCAACCUCUAGAUACAAUCAACAAAGACUCCUCGGAAAUCAAAGUUGUCCGUGGAAUCUCCAUGGAAGAAAACAUCAAAGGUGAAGUGGGCAGAGCAAAAUGGUUGUUUGAGACGCAGCCUUUGGAUACUAUUAAAGAGGACUCAGAAGAAUCUGUUGUGGAAAAGGAAACCAUUAUAGGCACUGAUGUGUGCAGAAAGUGUUGGCUGUUUGAAACCCAACCUCUGGAUGCCUUGAAGGAAACUGAAGAUACAGACCCCUUGCCUACAGAGGAAAUAAUAGGAGGGGAUGUAAGCACCACUAAACAUUUAUUUGAAACGUUGCCUAUGGAUAUGCUAAAAGACAGUCCAGAUGUAGGGAAGCUUCAAAAAACAAUUGCCACUGAGGAAGAAAAAGGGGAUGUGAGGCACCAGAAAUGGGUGUUUGAAACUAAGCCUCUCGAACAGAUUAGAGAGGAAAGAAAAGAAUCGAUAAGAACGGUGAAACUGGAAGAAAUUGACAAGGGAGAUGUGCGGAGUUGCAGACAUGCAUUUGAAACAUGUCAUUUCAGCAAAUAUGACGGCUCUCAUAAAAUCCACAUUGAAGGUGUGACGCAAGGAUCAGUAAAAUUAAACAAAGCCCUUUUUGAAACAACUCCGUUGUAUGCCAUCCAGGAUCGCUUUGGGAAAUAUCAUGAAGUCAAAACCAUUCGACAAGAGGAGAUUGUAACAGGAGAUGUCAGGAAUUGUAGGUGGCUCUUUGAAACCAAGCCCAUUGAUCAGUUUGAUGAGAGUAUUGAAAAAAUUGAAAUUAUCAAGGGGAUAUCUUCACAAGAAGUACAGUCCGGUGAUGUGAAAACAGCUAAGUGGCUGUUUGAAACUCAGCCUCUUGACUCCAUUAAAUAUUUCGCUCAUACAGAAGAUGAAGAAAGCAGAGAACAGUCUGAAACAACAGAGGUUGUCAAAGGGGAUGUGAAAAUGUGCAGGUGGCUCUUUGAAACGCAGCCCAUGGAGUCGCUUUAUGACAAAGAGAAGGCAGUGACAGAUAAUGAGGAGAUACAGAGAGGAGAUGUCAAAACUUGUACCUGGCUUUUUGAAACUCAGCCUCUCGAUGCCAUAGGGGAAGAUGCAGACACAGCCGCAAAGCUGCACACUGUGAAGGAGGAAGACAUUCAGGGCAGUGAUGUCUGCACAGCAUGCUUCCUCUUUGAAACCGAAAAGCUAGAAAACAUACAAGGGGAAAACAAAGAAUUCAAGAGAGUUGUGGAAAUUGAUAUCCAGCCCGGUGACGUCUCUACCAUGAAGUAUAAAUUUGAGAACCAAUCAUUAGACUCAAUAAAUUCCAGCUCGGAGGAAAUUUUGCACAAAAUGAAAACCAUACCAAAAGAAGAUAUACAGAAAGGGGAUGUUUUGCAGUGCUGUUGGCUUUUUGAGAACCGGUUUCUAGAUGAAAUAACCGAACACCAAGAGGACAAGACCUCUGUGAAAACUGUUACUGACAUACAGGGUGGAAAUGUGAGAAAAGGCUGCUUCAUCUUUGAGACAUUUUCUCUGGACCAGAUUAAAGAUGAAUCUUCUGUUGACGUAAGCACCAAAAAAACCAUUAAUGAAGAAGAAAUAACAAAGGGAGAUGUGAGCAGCUACAGAAUGCUCUUUGAGACCCAACCGCUUUAUGCAAUUCAGGACCGAGAAGGGCAUUACCAUGAGGUGACCACAGUUAAGAAAGAAGAAGUGAUUCAAGGAGAUGUAUGUGGGACUCGGUGGCUGUUUGAAACAAAGCCAUUGGGAUCAAUAAACAAAUCAGAUAAUGUGUAUGUCAUAAAAUCAGUCACUCAGGAAGAUAUUCAGAAAGGAGAUGUUAGUUCGGUCAGAUACCGGUUUGAAACACAACCACUAGACACUAUUUCUGAUGAAGAAAAAUUUAUUGUUCCCACAGUGGACAGCAUUCAAGGUGGGGAUGUGAAAGCCAACAAGAAAUUAUUUGAGUCUGAAGGAACCCAACAAGGCAUGUAUGUGCGGACAGUGAGUGUCAGUGAAAUACAGAAAGGCAAUGUUAAGACGUCUACCUGGUUGUUUGAAACACACACCAUAGAUGAGAUUAGAGGAAAAGAAUCAGAGUAUAAAGAUGUGAAGACAGUCACAAAGGAAGAUGUGCAACAAGGUGAUGUUCAGCAUGCAGUGUGGCUUUUUGAAAACCAGCCCUUAGACUCCAUUAAGGAAACCGAUGAAGCUGACGCAAAAUUAGAUCAAGAAGAAAUCCCACAGGCAGACGUAAAGACCACCACGUGGCUCUUUGAAACAACGCCUUUCCAUGAAUUCAAUGAAUGUAAGGUUGAAAAGGAAGAAAUCAUAGGAAAAAGUGUGAAAGAAACUUUAAAGGAGCUAUUUUCCCACAAAGUUGUAGAAUCUCCCGGAAUUAUCUUGGAGGCAAAUGAAAUUGGAGAUGUCAGGAUGGCAAUAUAUAAGCUGAUGAAUCAGGAAGCUCCUGAAAUACAAAGAGAAGAGAUUAUUAAAGGAGAUCUAGCCAGCAUCAUGAUGAACUUGCUUUCCAAACCAAGCACUGUUGAAAGGGAGAGUAAAGUAAAUGAAGAUGAAAAGGGCAAUGUAAAUUUGACCAAACAGCAGUUGCUAAAUAGAUCAACAGAUGUUCCCACUGAAAAGGAAGAGAUAGUGAGAGGUGAUAUACAGCAAGCCAUUAAAAAACUGCUUACUAAGGACAGCUCUGUAAAACGUGGAAUUUUAAUUCAGGAAAACGAGAGGGGCGAUAUUAAUAUGACAGUCUAUUCUCUGUUUCACAAAAACAAUAGCAAUGAAAGCAAGCAAGAUGAAAUUAUUGGUGGUGAUGUGAAGCGUACCAUUCACAGCCUUCUCUCUUCUGCAAUGAAUAAUGAAGUCUCAGAAAGACCCAAGUUAGAUGAUUCCGAAAGGGGAAAUGUUCAGUUUUUUACAACAUGCAUAGAAGCUGGAGCUCUGGAUUAUCUGAAACUACUUCAGACAGGGACAGAUGAAACUUUGGCAAGAAGGAAUCAAGAAGAGGAGGAGGAGGAAAUAAUCGGUGGCGAUGUUGAAGGAACAAAGCUUUUGCUUAAGAAAAAGAAGUCCCAGAUUCAACGAACUGUUAAUGAAACUGACAUCAUCCCUGGAGAUGUGUGUAAUGCCGUUAAAAUCUUUAUGACUGAGCCGCAGAAUACAUCUUGUCAUGUAUGCAAAGAAGAAAUUGUAAAAGGUGAUUUGAAGGCAGCUUUAAAUUCCCUCAGUCAGGCCAUAAAUCAAACAACUGUUACAGCAAAGGAAGAAAUUAUAAAAGCGGACAUUCUUGCAAUCCUACAGUCUCUCAAAGAAUCAGCUUAUCGGCUGAAAGCAACAGAAAAACCUGAUGUCAUCCCCGGUGAUAUUAAACAAGCUAUUGAAUCGCUGGAGAAAGCAAGACUUACAAAAAAUGAAGUCUUGAGAGAAGGGGUUGUUCGAAGUGACCUUCAGUCCACACUAUGGUCUUUACAAGCAGCUCAGCAGUCUUUUGUGGAAGUAAAUGAAGAAGAAAUGGCCAGAGAAGAGAUCCUGAGGACCAUAAGAAGAUCUGCAGAUGUCUCCACAGAAGGGGAAACAAGGCAACACCAAGCAGCUGCACAUAGUAAUAUGGAAAGAACCAGCGAGAUCCUCUUGGAGCCACCUCAACAACUAGCCAGACUUGAGUGUCUACAAAAUAAUAUAAAACCUGAUCAGGAACACAGUGAAAGAAGGAAACCUAGAAAGAAUACUAUCCUUACAGAAAACACCAGGGCAACCCAUUUGGAUCAGAACCAGCACAGCAAGGUACAGGAGGCGGCUCAAAAAACUACAAAGGGCUUAUCCAACACCCAGUACAAAGUCACUGAAAAAGCAGAUAAGUCUAUCAAUAAAGACAGAGUGCAGGAUGUAACAAAAGGAAGAGCAAAGAGUCAUACUGAUCAAUCUUAUUUCUCUAGCAAUGUUCAGAAGGAUGAAAGGAGUGAGAAAUCAGAGGUAAGCAGAAUGCUGAGGAAGGACAGUUCAUCCAGUGUUCUACAGUCCACAAAGCAAAUUAGUGGAAGGAAACAGAAUGUACUUCAUGAAUGUAAAAAGGACGAAUAUUUUGACAGGAACCAGCAGGAGAAGAUAAAAGAAAAAUCAACGCUGUCAAUGUGUGAUCACAACUCCGGUCGCAGGGGUGCAGAGCAACCAGUCAACAUGUCAGCCGGCAUGAUCUCCAAAACAGCUGGACAUUUCCAGACACAUGAAUUGCAGCGAGAAAGAAAACAAUCUCAGCAUACAGAGGAGGUUUGCAAAGAGAAGAAAAAUAAUGUUAAGGCAAGCCAGGCUGAGGUUUCCAUGGCAUCAGAACAAAAUUUAAAAACCAAUCAAAAAAUCAGAGUCGCACAGGAAACGCAGAGCCACUUGAAAGAAGCUGAAAAGAAGCAAAAAUAUAAUGUUAUCCAGGAAAAGGAGAAAUCCAUGCUGAGGUUCAGAGGAAAGGCUAAGGUGGAAGCUGCUGAGUCAGACUUCAAGGUUCUGAUGAAAAAUCCCCUGAAUGCAAAAAAGGACCCCAGAGCCCCAGACAGAAACUGCAAGUUCAGGGAAAGGAAACGUGCCUACUUUGUCAAAAGAGAGUUUAUCCAAUGGAGUGCCUGGUUGCCGACAAGCAGACCUUUCAUAAAUCAUGUUUUCGGUGUCACCACUGUGGCAGUAAAUUAAGCUUGGGAAAUUAUGCUUCACUUCAUGGCAAAAUAUAUUGUAAACCGCAUUUUAAGCAACUUUUCAAAUCCAAAGGAAAUUAUGAUGAA